Messenger RNA from Bufo bufo (common toad), 686 nucleotides. RefSeq names its product melan-A (gene MLANA). The transcript has 5 exons. The record is from RefSeq and is a predicted model, not a curated record. NCBI's taxonomy places the organism in Eukaryota, Metazoa, Chordata, Amphibia, Anura, Bufonidae. Bases 91 to 444 code for a protein of 117 amino acids. Gene Ontology annotation, cellular component: melanosome.
AAGAGUGGAAAGCAAUAUCUAUGCCCAGAAACAAGGAGCUGCUGCACUGACUGAGAGUUUAGCAAAAGCUGGCUCUGUGAACCCAGGAGAAUGCCUCGUCCUGAUUCAGCUCGUGCACUGGGGGCGUACAAUGCAAGCAGGGGCAGGCCACACUUGGGGCUCAGUGCAGAAGAGACUGCUGGAAUUGCAAUACUUGCCAUUAUAGCUGCCCUUGUCUUGAUCAUUGGAUGUUGGUAUUUCAAGAGGCGAAAUGGCUACAAAAUACUUGGGAGCCGCCACUUCAGUCCAACUGCAAUCAGAUCUAUGAUGGGUUCAUCUCGGGAAAAUGGAGAAUGUAAAGUGCCUUUACAGGAUUACAACACUUUGAACAAUGUGGUACCUGGAGCCCCCCCUGCAUAUGAGAAGAUUGCUGGAGAAACUGAGCCACCACCUUACACCCCAUAAGAACACUAGCAAACAUCCCCACGUGUAUUUUGGUGGAAACAGAUCAGCUAAACCUCACUUAACAAAAGGUGUAUAUAUAAUAAUAAAUAAAAUUUAAAAAAAUCUUUGACUUGUAAAAUGACACAAUCCUAGUUCUGGAUCUAUUGGUCAAAUAAUCAGAUUUAUUAAUGGGGUAUAGGCACGAUAUGUUGUGUCUUAUAAAAUUAAGUACAUUUUUUAAAUAAAACGUACAUAGUGGCAGA